Ornithodoros turicata is the source of this 1521-nucleotide messenger RNA. RefSeq names its product 26S proteasome non-ATPase regulatory subunit 4-like (gene Rpn10). Gene Ontology annotation, molecular function: polyubiquitin modification-dependent protein binding. Gene Ontology annotation, biological process: proteasome-mediated ubiquitin-dependent protein catabolic process. The coding region runs from base 168 to 1385 and encodes 405 amino acids. The transcript has 12 exons. Lineage: Eukaryota; Metazoa; Arthropoda; Arachnida; Ixodida; Argasidae. The record is from RefSeq and is a predicted model, not a curated record. Gene Ontology annotation, cellular component: cytosol; proteasome regulatory particle, base subcomplex; nucleus.
UUUUAGCUUUCUGUGUACGACAACAGAGGUUGAAGGAAUUGUAAUGAAACUGGAAGAGAAAUAGCAUGCGUUCAUAAAAUUUGUGACAGGUACUACGCAACCAUCAGUUGUAGAAGUUGUGCGGCUGAGGGAUAAUCAGUCACUGCUGCUGUGUCGUUGCGUUCAGGAUGGUCCUCGAAAGCACAGUUGUUUGCGUGGACAACAGCGAAUAUAUGAGGAAUGGCGACUUCAUACCAACCCGGCUCCAAGCGCAACAGGAUGCAGUCAGCUUGGUUUGCCACUCAAAGACACGAUCCAACCCCGAAAAUAACGUAGGGUUGUUAACUCUAGCGAGUAGCUCAGAGGUGCUCGCCACUUUGACAACUGAUGUGGGACGUCUGCUGUCGAAACUACAUCAAGUUCAGCCCAAAGGAAACAUCAACUUUCUUACCGCUAUCCGCAUUGCUCAUCUUGUGCUAAAACAUCGACAAGGAAAGAACCACAAAAUGCGUAUAGUGGUGUUCGUUGGCAGCCCUAUUGAGACAGAUUCCAAAGAGCUAGUGAAGCUGGCAAAGCGUCUAAAAAAGGAGAAGGUGAAUGUUGAUAUCGUCAACUUCGGGGAAGAUAACAUAAACACUGAAAAGCUAACAACGUUCAUCAACUUGCUCAAUGGCAAAGAUGGCAGUGGUUCUCACCUGGUAACUGUACCUCCUGGACCACAUCUCUCGGAUGCACUCAUAAGUUCGCCGGUAAUACAAGGAGAAGAUGGCUCCGGUGCCAUUGGCCUCGGUGUUGGUGGAUUUGAGUUUGGUGUGGACCCCAACGAAGAUCCAGAAUUGGCUCUGGCACUACGAGUGUCUAUGGAAGAACAGCGUCAGCGUCAAGAAGAUGAGGCCAGGAGGGCAGCUGCAACAUCUGCCAAGGAGGGAGCUCCAACUCCAGUGAAGACAGAAACAGAAGGAGGAACUACAGAGGAAGAACUGCUUGAACGUGCGUUGGCUAUGUCCUUGGACCCAGAACCAACGACUGCUACUGCUACAGGUGCUGGUAGUGCCACAAUGCCUGAUUUUGCUGCUAUGACCGAGGAAGAACAAAUAGCCUAUGCCAUGCAGAUGUCACUUCAGCAGGCUCAAGGCGGAGUGGGGGGUGAGGCUAGCCAUGCAGAGCCAAUGGAGACUGAUCAACCCAAACCCGAUCAGCCUCCCGAGGAAAAGAAGGGCGAGGAGCCAGAGGACUUCGACAUGAUUCAAGACCCAGCCUUCCUCCUCUACGCGCUCGGCAACCUACCGGGGGUCGACCCGGAGAGCGAGGCGGUCCGCAACGUCCUCGAUGUGCUUUCUCAGGCUGACCCCCCCAAGGAGCACAAGGAGGACGACAAAAAGGACAAAGGGGACAGGGAAAAGUAAGGAAACCUGGGGGCUGGGUCCAUAGUCGUGGAGAAUAAAUCUGGGAAGGCCGAUAUCGUUAGCCUCAGAGGCUCUAGAAACUGUGCUUCAGGUGGAUUAUGCUGAAUAAAUGCUUGCAGCAUGUUAUUUCCUAGAA